Mus musculus (house mouse) is the source of this 7643-nucleotide messenger RNA. It is a transcript of the gene Plxna3, whose product is annotated as plexin A3. Gene Ontology annotation, biological process: negative chemotaxis; semaphorin-plexin signaling pathway; branchiomotor neuron axon guidance. Gene Ontology annotation, molecular function: semaphorin receptor activity. The record is from RefSeq and is a predicted model, not a curated record. Bases 2975 to 6496 code for a protein of 1173 amino acids. Gene Ontology annotation, cellular component: plasma membrane. The transcript is spliced from 32 exons. NCBI's taxonomy places the organism in Eukaryota, Metazoa, Chordata, Mammalia, Rodentia, Muridae.
GGCCAGCCCAGUGUGUGGGCGGCGGCGGUUGCAGAUUUUGCAGCGUGCGAGGCGAGGCUGCGGGGCCAAGCGAGGGGGGCGGCUGUUGGGCACGGGGCGGGGGGGCACGUCCACGUGGCCACGGGUGGCCACCCCGAGUCAGUCGCGGUGGAGGGACAGGCCUGUCCCUCGUUACAGCUGCUGGUCAUGCCCACUGUCUGCCUUCUCCCAUUGCUAUUCUUCACCAUAGGAGGGUGCCUGGGUAGCAGCAGGCCAUUUCGUACCUUUGUGGUAACAGAUACCACUCUGACUCACCUGGCUGUGCACCGAGUGACUGGGGAGGUGUUUGUAGGUGCCGUGAAUCGAGUUUUCAAGCUGGCUCCAAACCUAACUGAGCUACGGGCCCAUGUCACAGGGCCCAUUGAGGACAAUGCUCGCUGCUACCCACCUCCUAGCAUGCGUGUGUGCUCCCACCGCCUGGUGCCUGUGGACAAUGUGAACAAGCUGCUCCUCAUAGACUAUGCAGCCCGUCGUUUGGUAGCUUGUGGCAGCAUCUGGCAGGGCAUCUGCCAGUUCCUGCGUCUGGAUGACCUCUUCAAGUUGGGUGAGCCCCACCAUCGCAAGGAGCACUAUCUGUCAGGGGCCCAGGAGCCUGAUUCCAUGGCUGGCGUCAUUGUUGAACAGGUCCAGGGGCCUAGCAAGUUGUUUGUGGGCACCGCUGUUGAUGGCAAGUCUGAGUACUUUCCCACCUUGAGUUCCCGUAAGCUCAUCGACGAUGAGGACAGUGGAGAUAUGUUCAGUCUGUCCUGGCCCUGCUUCUUAGGAAAACUUUGGUUUGAGAGAGGAAUUUAUGACCCUUCACUGUCACAUAGAUGUAGACCAGCUGUUGAGGACAGGAAGAUGGGCAGAGUUUACCUGUGGAAAGUCUGUCUAUAGAGAGGCUAAGGUCACCUUGCACUCUGUGGCAUGGAAUCCAGUAAUUGUCCAGGUGUACCAGGAUGAGUUUGUCUCUUCUCAGAUCAAGAUCCCUUCAGACACAUUGUCCUUGUACCCUGCCUUUGACAUCUACUACAUAUAUGGCUUUGUCAGUGCCUCCUUCGUGUACUUCUUAACGUUGCAGCUGGACACCCAGCAGACGCUGUUGGAUACAGCAGGCGAGAAAUUCUUCACAUCCAAGAUCGUGCGCAUGUGUGCAGGGGACUCAGAGUUCUACUCUUAUGUAGAGUUCCCUAUUGGCUGCUCCUGGCGUGGUGUGGAGUACCGCUUGGUGCAGAGUGCCCAUCUGGCCAAGCCAGGCCUGCUAUUGGCCCAGGCUCUGGGUGUGCCAGCCGACGAGGAUGUCCUCUUCACCAUCUUCUCUCAGGGCCAGAAGAACAGAGCCAACCCACCUCGGCAGACCAUCCUUUGCCUUUUCACCCUCAGCAGCAUUAAUGCCCACAUCCGGCGCCGAAUCCAAUCGUGCUACCGUGGAGAGGGCACGCUGGCCCUACCCUGGCUACUGAAUAAGGAGCUGCCCUGCAUCAACACCCCUCUGCAGAUCAAUGGAAACUUCUGUGGGUUAGUGUUGAAUCAACCAUUGGGUGGCCUACACGUGAUUGAGGGGCUACCCUUGCUGGCUGACAGCACUGAUGGCAUGGCCAGUGUGGCUGCCUACACCUACCACCAGCAUUCUGUGGUUUUCAUCGGUACACGCAGCGGUAAUUUGAAGAAGGUGCGGGUCGAUGGCUCUCAGGAUGCCCAGCUAUAUGAAACGGUCUCUGUGGUGCAGGGCAGCCCCAUACUUCGAGACCUGCUCUUCAGCCCUGACCACCGACACAUCUACCUCCUGAGUGAGCCAACUCCCGGUGGAGACCUGUGAGCAGUAUCUGAGCUGUGCUGCAUGCCUGGGCUCAGGGGACCCACACUGUGGUUGGUGUGUGCUACAGCACAGGUGAGGGAAGAGGGUGUGGGAUGUGGGGCAGCAGUGGGCUCCCUGGGGCCAUUAUCUUGGGAGACAGAGGAUUUAGGAGGACCUUGCCAGCUGGACAGGAGCCAGCCACACUUGCUAUACUUUCCUUCACCCACCUGCCCAGUUUUUCCCAGCCUUGAGCCUUCCCCCCUCCCUUCUCCUCCACUUUCUCCAGCUAAUGAGCGGAACUUCUACCCUGAGUGACGUCCCUUGGAUCUCAGGGGAUGAGGCCAAGGUACACUGUUGCCUGGCAGUAUGAGCUGGGUAUGCUGUCUUCUGUCCCACCUCAGCCUCUUACUGCACCCCCAUCUGGGCCCUCCUGGGACAGUGCUCGGACUGCUCUGGCCUGUCUCCAUGCAGGUGCUGCCGUGAAGGGGCCUGUCCAGGUGCCUCUGCCCCACAUGGCUUUGCAGAAGAGCUGAGCAAAUGUAUACAGGUGCGGGUCCGUCCCAAUAAUGUGUCAGUGACAUCCUCUGGGGUGCAGCUGACCGUAGCCAUGCGCAACGUGCCAGACCUCAGUGUGGGUGUGAGCUGUUCCUUUGAGGAGGUGACUGAAAGUGAGGCUAUUCUGCUGCCCUCUGGAGAGUUACGAUGUCCUUCACCAUCCCUUCAGGAGCUCCAGACACUUACCAGAGGGCAUGGGGCCACUCAUACUGUGCGGCUUCAGCUGCUCUCCAUGGAGACUGGUGUGAGGUUUGCUGGGGUUGACUUUGUCUUCUACAACUGCAGUGCCCUCCAGUCGUGUAUGUCCUGUGUUGGCAGCCCUUACCCCUGCCACUGGUGUAAGUACCGUCAUGUGUGUACCAGCCACCCACACGAGUGCUCUUUCCAGGAGGGCAGGGUCCACAGCCCUGAGGUGAGGUGGUGCAGUGCACCGUGGAAGAGGCUGGGCUCCUUGGGGGCUGGCCUCUCACAUUUUUUGUUUGACCUCCCAUUUCCAUGGGCCUGGAGAAGGCGGGUAGACCAGUGUGCCUCUAACAAGUGUUCUCCUCCCAGGGCUGCCCUGAGAUCCUGCCUCAAGGGGACCUCUUGAUUCCUGUGGGUGUCAUGCAGCCUCUAACUCUGCGGGCUAAGAACCUGCCACAGCCUCAGUCCGGACAGAAGAAUUAUGAAUGCGUGGUCCGUGUACAGGGACGGCAACAUCGGGUACCUGCAGUGCGCUUUAACAGCAGCAGUGUGCAGUGCCAGAAUGCCUCGUACUUCUAUGAAGGUGAUGAGUUUGGUGACACCGAACUGGACUUCUCUGUGGUUUGGGAUGGAGAUUUCCCCAUUGAUAAGCCUCCUAGCUUCCGAGCCCUUCUUUACAAGUGCUGGGCUCAGCGGCCUAGCUGUGGCCUCUGCCUCAAGGCUGAUCCCCGAUUCAACUGUGGCUGGUGCAUCUCAGAGCACAGGUGCCAGCUGAGGGCUCACUGCCCAGCUCCCAAAAGUAACUGGAUGCACCCAAGCCAGAAGGGUGCCCGAUGCAGCCAUCCCCGAAUCACCCAGAUUCAUCCACUUACAGGACCCAAGGAGGGUGGCACCCGGGUCACCAUUGUGGGUGAGAACCUGGGCCUCACUUCCCGUGAGGUUGGCCUUCGAGUAGCUGGUGUACGUUGCAACUCCAUUCCCACCGAAUAUGUCAGUGCUGAAAGGAUCGUAUGUGAGAUGGAGGAAUCGCUGGUGCCCAGCCCACCACCUGGGCCUGCUGAGCUCUGUGUAGGGGAUUGUUCUGCUGACUUCCGCACACAGUCCCAGCAACUCUACAGCUUUGUGACCCCUACAUUUGACCGUGUGAGUCCCUCUCGGGGCCCAGCUUCUGGAGGCACUCGGCUUACCAUCUCUGGAAUUUCUCUGGAUGCCGGCAGCAGGGUCACAGUGAUUAUAAGAGAUGGCGAGUGCCAGUUUGUGAGGAGAGAUGCCGAGGCAAUCGUGUGUAUCUCACCUGUCUCCACCCUGGGCCCCAGUCAGAGCCCUAUCACCCUUGCCAUCGAUCAUGCCAACAUCUCCAACACUGGAGUCAUCUAUACCUACACCCAGGACCCUACGGUCACACACCUUGAGCCCACCUGGAGCAUCAUCAAUGGAAGCACCUCCAUCACUGUGAGUGGAACCCAUCUGCUGACAGUUCAAGAACCCCGUGUACGAGCCAAGUACCGUGGUAUUGAGACCACUAACACAUGCCAGGUGAUCAACGACACUGCAAUGCUAUGUAAGGCCCCUGGCAUCUUCCUUGGGCACCCUCAGCCUCGGGCCCAAGGCGAGCACCCUGACGAGUUUGGCUUCUUGCUGGACCACGUGCAGGCAGCCCGCUCCCUCAACCGUUCUUCCUUCACCUACUACCCUGAUCCCAGCUUUGAACCACUUGGGCCCUCUGGUGUGCUAGAUGUCAAACCUGGUUCACAUGUUGUAUUGAAGGGCAAGAACCUGAUCCCUGCUGCAGCUGGCAGCUCCCGCCUCAACUACACAGUGUUGAUUGGAGGACAGCCAUGUGCACUAACUGUCUCAGAUACUCAACUUCUGUGUGAUUCCCCAAGCCAGACAGGCCGGCAGCCUGUUAUGGUGCUGGUGGGUGGCCUGGAGUUCUGGUUGGGCACGCUGCACAUCACUGCUGAUCGGGCACUGACCUUACCAGCUAUGGUGGGGCUAGCAGCAGGGGGCGGGCUCUUGCUGCUGGCCAUCACUGUUGUGCUGGUCGCCUACAAGCGUAAGACUCAGGAUGCAGACCGCACACUUAAGCGGCUUCAGCUACAAAUGGACAACCUGGAGUCUCGUGUGGCCUUGGAGUGCAAGGAAGCCUUUGCUGAGCUGCAGACUGAUAUCAAUGAACUGACAAACCACAUGGAUGGUGUCCAGAUCCCCUUCUUGGACUACCGGACCUAUGCUGUGCGCGUGCUUUUCCCUGGCAUCGAGGCUCACCCAGUGCUCAAGGAGCUGGAUACUCCCCCCAAUGUGGAGAAGGCCCUGCGUCUAUUUGGACAGUUGCUGCACAGCCGUGCCUUCCUGCUCACCUUUAUCCACACUUUGGAGGCCCAGAGUAGUUUCUCCAUGCGUGACCGUGGUACUGUGGCCUCACUCACCAUGGUGGCCCUGCAGAGCCGGCUUGACUAUGCCACUGGGCUGCUCAAGCAACUGCUGGCUGACCUCAUAGAGAAAAACCUUGAGAGCAAGAACCACCCAAAGCUGCUAUUGCGCAGGACAGAGUCGGUGGCUGAGAAGAUGCUCACCAACUGGUUCACAUUCCUGCUGCAUAAGUUCCUGAAGGAGUGCGCCGGGGAGCCACUCUUCCUGCUGUACUGCGCCAUCAAGCAGCAGAUGGAGAAAGGUCCUAUUGAUGCCAUAACAGGCGAGGCCCGCUACUCCUUAAGUGAGGACAAGCUCAUCCGGCAGCAGAUCGACUAUAAGACCCUGACUCUGCAUUGUGUGUGCCCGGAGAGCGAGGGCAGUGCCCAGGUCCCUGUGAAGGUUCUUAACUGUGAUAGCAUCACCCAGGCCAAAGACAAGCUGUUGGAUACUGUGUACAAGGGUAUUCCAUACUCUCAGCGCCCCAAAGCUGAGGACAUGGAUUUGGAAUGGCGCCAGGGCCGCAUGGCCCGAAUCAUCCUCCAAGAUGAGGACAUCACUACAAAGAUUGAGUGUGACUGGAAGAGGGUCAACUCAUUGGCCCACUACCAGGUGACUGAUGGUUCUUUAGUAGCACUGGUGCCCAAACAAGUGUCUGCCUAUAACAUGGCCAACUCGUUCACCUUCACCCGGUCACUUAGUCGCUACGAGAGCUUGCUCCGUGCUGCCAGCAGCCCGGAUAGCCUCCGUUCCCGAGCACCUAUGCUCACGCCUGACCAGGAGGCAGGUACCAAGCUGUGGCACCUGGUGAGGAACCACGACCACACUGAUCACCGAGAAGGAGACCGCGGCAGCAAGAUGGUCUCAGAAAUAUAUCUCACAAGGCUGCUGGCCACCAAGGGCACGUUGCAGAAGUUUGUAGAUGACUUGUUUGAAACUGUGUUCAGUACAGCCCACCGGGGCUCAGCCUUACCCUUGGCCAUCAAGUACAUGUUUGACUUCCUGGAUGAACAGGCUGACCAGCGCCAGAUCAGUGACCCUGAUGUGCGUCACACCUGGAAGAGCAACUGCUUACCUCUGCGUUUCUGGGUGAAUGUGAUCAAGAAUCCGCAAUUUGUGUUUGACAUCCAUAAGAAUAGCAUCACAGACGCCUGUUUGUCAGUGGUGGCCCAGACCUUCAUGGACUCCUGUUCUACAUCAGAGCACCGCCUGGGCAAGGACUCACCUUCCAACAAGCUCCUCUAUGCCAAGGAUAUUCCCAAUUACAAGAGCUGGGUGGAGAGGUACUAUCGAGAUAUCGCAAAGAUGGCAUCCAUCAGUGACCAGGACAUGGACGCCUACUUAGUGGAGCAGUCCCGCCUCCAUGCUAAUGACUUCAAUGUCCUAAGUGCACUCAGCGAGCUCUACUUCUAUGUCACCAAGUACCGUCAGGAGAUCCUCACCUCGCUGGACCGAGAUGCCUCUUGUCGGAAGCACAAGCUUCGACAGAAGCUGGAGCAGAUCAUCACCCUGGUGUCCAGCAGCAGCUGAGUGGGGAGAUGGUGAGGAGGGGGCUUCUUGCUUCUGAGCCAUCCUCCCAGUCAGGGGAGUGUCUGGCUCUAGCCUGGGUCUCCAGGGCUGAGAUCCAGAGCUGGUGGUGUUGGGGAGGUUACCAAGCCAAGAUGCCCCAUCACACCUGGGCCCCCUUCAUUAGUGCCUUGCUUUGGGCCCUGCAGGGGGAGGGGAUGACAGGACCAAGCUUCCCCCACUAGCAGCAGCAAUAUCCCCACCCUCUUGCCCUGGUGUUCCCAUGUCAGAAGAGCCCUUGCCCUCCUUGCUCUGACAUCCUACCCACCUAUUUAUUAAUGUAAUUCCACUUUAAUUUCCAUAUGUAAAUAUAUAUGCCCCAUGGGAUGUUACUAGCCUCACAGACCUCUUCUUUGGUUGAUCUGGGUCCUGUUUCCUGUUCUGGUUCCUUUGUGACACUGCAAGCCUUGGCUCAGCCUCUGGCGUCUCACAUUUGCUGUGUCAGGCCCCACUUGUCCUAAGAAGAGAUCCUCAGUACCAGCAGCAUUUGGGGUUGGAUGAUGCAUCUGAAGCUGCCCUCAGAUUGGCCAGGCCAGGCCAGGCCAGGGCAAUAUCCCUCUUCAGAUAUCUCAGGAGUCAGACCACAUUUUCAUGGGGCCUGUUGUCUCUGAGAGAACUAUAACCAGGCUGUGAUUGGGCCUGAUGAGGGCCUGGGCCUCUGGGACAUUCCUCACGUCCCUACUGCCAAAUUUCCUCAGUGUUGUAGGCACUUGCCCUGAACUCUCUCAGCCUCAGCUGCCCUAUCACAUGCCCAUCCUUAAGGGCCAAGGUGGCAGUGCCUUACUGUUUUGUGUUUCCUGCUUCCCCUGAGGAAUCUGGCCCUGUCUAAUGGUCCCAGACCCCCAGUCCGCUCUCCUUCUGUUGCAUGAGUUUUUCUUCGUUGUUGUAAUUUUUUCCUAAUUAAAUGUUGGGAAAUGGGGUCAGUGCAUGUCUUUGUCUUUGGAGAAAGUGGGUAGACCUGUUGGGCUAUGGAUGAACUAGAUUCCCACUGAGGGGAAAAAUGUAACUCACGAAGACUUCUGAUGAUUUGAGGAAGGCCAUGUAUAGUCCAUUAGACAAUCCUUGUGGCUCUAGUUUCAAGACUGAAUAAAUCUGCUUCCUUCUCCUUGCA